CUUAGGAAUUCCAAAACAGUUUUGAUUGGUAAAGACUAAAAAAGUAGGAUGGUCCAUGAACUAGCAGAAAAUCCUAAUUUUUUUAUAGUGCAUUAAUUUGUGUACCAUAUAUAUAAUGGCUUCUAGCUAUCUUGCCCUUUGAGAUUGUAAAGCUGCUACGCCCUCAUGAAGCAAACACUCAGAUACUUGACAGGCAUUGCAGGGCCAAGUGGUUAUGGCUCAAGAUCAACUGCUGAGCAAGUUACUGAAGAUUGUUCUUCCAACGUUUCAUCUCCUCUCACUGCUAUAAUCACUGGGGCGACUUCCGGCAUUGGAGCUGAAACAGCAAGAGUGUUAGCAAAGAGAGGGGUUAGAGUUGUGAUUCCGGCGAGGGACCUAAAAAAGGCAGUUGAAGUGAAGGAGGAGAUUCAGAAAGAGAGUCCAGAGUCUGAGAUCAUAUUGUUUGAGAUAGAUCUAAGUUCAUUGGCUUCUGUUCAGAGAUUUUGUCAUGCGUUUCUAGCUGUAGGACUUCCCCUUAACAUCCUUAUAAACAACGCUGGGAUUUAUUCAAAGAAUCUGGAGUUCUCAGAGGACAAAAUUGAAAUGACAUUUGCUACCAAUUACUUGGGACAUUACUUGUUGACAGAAAUGCUAAUAGAGAAAAUGAUAGAAACGGCUGAUGAAACAGGCAUCCAAGGAAGAAUUAUUAAUCUCUCUUCAGUAAUUCAUAGUUGGGUGAAGAGAGAUGACUUUUGCUUCGCUCGAAUGCUAUAUCCAAAGAAUUAUAAUGGCACACGCGCAUAUGCGCAGUCCAAAUUGGCUAAUAUAUUGCAUGCAAAGGAAAUGAGCAGGCAGCUCCAGGCAAGGAAAGCAAGAGUAUCGAUAAAUGCAGUACAUCCAGGCAUUGUAAAGACUGGAAUAAUUAGAGCUCAUAAGGGCUUCAUUACAGAUUCCCUGUUUUUCAUUGCUUCCAAGUUACUAAAAUCCACAAGUCAGGGUGCAUCAACCACAUGCUAUGCCGCUUUGAGCCCACAAACAGAAGGUGUCAGUGGGAAAUACUUUACAGACUGUAAUGAAACCAACACCUCGGCAUUGGCCAAUGAUGAAUCUGAGGCCCAAAGGCUAUGGAAGCAGACCCGUGCACUCAUCCACCGACGAUUGCAUUGACCACCACAACCACCACCAUAAAUAUAUCAAGUGUCUCACUCGGUCUCAUCUUAUCACGUAAAAGUGUUAAAAUUAGGAGGCAAGGCGUUCGAUAUCAAUAGGCGUACUUGUUGUAUAUAUAUGAAGUAAAAAUGUUAAACGUCUGUCAAAAGUAUAUGUCAAUAAAAUAACUAUUCUAUUGGCCUUUCUGUAAUAAGAAUAGCCGAAUUACUAUUA
This is a messenger RNA of Mangifera indica (mango), 1362 nucleotides long. Its product is annotated as short-chain dehydrogenase TIC 32 B, chloroplastic-like. The record is from RefSeq and is a predicted model, not a curated record. Bases 166 to 1146 code for a protein of 326 amino acids. NCBI's taxonomy places the organism in Eukaryota, Viridiplantae, Streptophyta, Magnoliopsida, Sapindales, Anacardiaceae. The transcript is spliced from 8 exons.